UGUGUCUUUAUCACAUGCCACUGGUGACGUAUGCAUCCAGAGGUCUUUAAUAACCGGAGACACUGUGAUCAGUAUUAAAUAAGGUAUGUGUCCUGAGAGAAGAAGAAAAAUAACUGUUAACAUGUUGCCAACAAUGAUAAUGUUAGCGCUCCUGACGCUUGGGGGUCUUGGAGCAUUUAACCUUCGGGUGUAUGGGAAAUCAAUCCAUGGUGAUAAAACUUUGCUAAUCAGCGAUGACAGCAAACAGUCUGUGAGGAAACAUCCACACCAACAGAUGAAAAGUGAAAUCCGCAGAAGUUUAGAUCUGGAGAGCUACAACAUACAUGUGAGCCCCACCACCAGUAAGAAGAGCCUCCCGACCAUCAUCAGGCUCUACCCGCCCACCGCCAAACCUGUCGACCUGCACGCCAACAUGCCCAUGCGCUUUGGGAGGGACAAUGAUCCAAGGGAUAAAACGGAAUUGUCCUCGAGCCGCAAAAAGCCUCAGAGGUUUGGAAAGUCCGCCCAGUUGAUUGAAAUGUGUGCAGACUGCCCAAAUGUCCGAGAGGCGGUUGACCCAGUGAUGCCUCAAAGAUUUGGAAGAAACAGUCCUUACUGGAGCUUUCUUAGGUCUCUGGCCAGUGAACAGUUAUUGAACACUGGUUUGCACUGGGCUGGAGAUUUUGACUUUACAAGCAGCUCAGAAGAAGAUGAAGAAGAAAGAGAGGACAAAGUCUUUAAAGGAUGAAGGGGUUUGUCGAAGCCUAUAGUGAUGUCUACUAUAGGUAGACAUCAUUAGGUGUGUUUACUGUGAGGACAAAUGCUUAAAGUUAAGUAUCUAAAAAAAUGUUAGAGAUUCUAGAAAUUAUUUAUUAUCUUUAAACAAAGUUAUAUUAUUGUGAUGGAGAACACAGCUUUAACAAUAACAAUAAAGGUUUCAAGAGUGAUUUGUGUUUGUUUUACAUUGAAUCAUAGAAAAUUAUGUGUCCCAUCACUUCACCAUCCCAUCUUCAUUGACUAAGCAAAACUGUUGAAAU
Messenger RNA from Amphiprion ocellaris (clown anemonefish), 1016 nucleotides. It is a transcript of the gene npvf, whose product is annotated as neuropeptide VF precursor. The transcript is spliced from 3 exons. Gene Ontology annotation, biological process: neuropeptide signaling pathway; negative regulation of gonadotropin secretion. The record is from RefSeq and is a predicted model, not a curated record. Bases 86 to 727 code for a protein of 213 amino acids. Gene Ontology annotation, molecular function: signaling receptor binding. NCBI's taxonomy places the organism in Eukaryota, Metazoa, Chordata, Actinopteri, Pomacentridae.